GAGAGAGAGAGAGAGAGGCUAUUAGCCGAACAGCAAGCAAGAAAGAAAAAAGAGGCACCAAAACACACACACACACACACUUGGUACAGGCAGGCCUAUCCAUCCAUCGAUCUGCGCAUUCAUAUUGCGCCUGCGCAGCGCCUGCACCAGCACCACAGCGCCAGCGCAACCGAACUGUUUUCCCCAAUUCCUCCGCGAUGUCAAGCGGUGCUUUCCUCUUCGUUGUCCAGUUUUUAGCUUCCUUCCGUCGAUUCAACUGAAAAUGUCUCGCGUUUUUACUGAAGAUCCCACCCCGAUCGCCUCUUCCUUGCCAUUCUCCCCAGCUUAGAUGCGUCGAUUCUCCCACCGAUUGCCCCCGAUCAUUCUCCUUUUCCGCUCUUCCAGAAGAUCCUUGCCAUAUUCGGCAGAUUGAGUGGGAUGUGAUUUGCAUGGGUUGAUGAUGCCAGAGCUGCGAAGUGGAGCACGGAGGUCCAAACGGCUUGGUGAUCUUCAGCCUGCUCCUCAACCAGUUGAACAAGAGGAAAAUUGGCUCUUGCCUGCUCAGAACAGAACUAGGAGGAGAGCUGGUGGAGGUAGAGGAAGGGGUGCCAAUGCAACAGUAGCAAAAGGGCCUUCAGCAGCAACACCUCUGAGGCUAAAUACUGCUGGUAGAGGAAGGGGGAUUAGGUUAAUAGAUCUAGACCCAGAGCCUCCUUGUGAGGUUCUUCCUGAAGCUGGUGCUAUAGGGAUUGGAGAACCAGUUUUCAAUCAAGUGGAGGGGGUUGCAGAUAGAGAUAUUGCGAUGGAGGGUGGAAGUGCGGACAAAUUGAUGGGUGUUGAAGAAGAAGCAACCACAACCCCUGUACCUGAGAAGGUACAGGUGGGUAGUUCUCCUCUAUAUAAGAUAGAAAAAAAGUUGGGAAAAGGUGGUUUUGGCCAAGUUUAUGUUGGCAGGAGAGUCAGCGGUGGCAUUGAGAGAACAGGACCAGAUGCGCUUGAGGUUGCUGUGAAGUUUGAACACAGGAAUAGUAAAGGCUGCAAUUAUGGACCUCCCUAUGAGUGGCAAGUUUACAGUACUUUGAACGGAUGUUAUGGGAUUCCAUCAGUUCACUACAAAGGUCGCCUGGGAGAAUUUUACAUUCUGGUCAUGGACAUGCUUGGGCCUAGCCUUUGGGACGUCUGGAAUUCUCUAGGACAGAUGUCACCAAACAUGGUUUCUUGCAUUGCUGUGGAGGCAAUAUCCAUACUAGAAAAGCUUCACAUGAAAGGUUUUGUGCAUGGAGACGUGAAGCCAGAAAAUUUUUUGCUUGGUCAACCUGGGACCCCUGAUGAGAAGAAGCUCUAUCUCAUUGAUCUUGGUUUGGCAUCCAGGUGGAAAGAUGCAUCAUCAGGGCAGCAUGUUGAAUAUGACCAGAGGCCUGAUAUAUUCAGGGGAACAAUAAGAUAUGCAAGUGUCCAUGCACAUUUGGGUCGAACAGGAAGUAGACGAGAUGAUCUUGAGUCACUAGCGUAUACGUUGAUAUUUCUCAUCAAGGGAAGGCUGCCAUGGCAAGGCUAUCAGGGAGAUACCAAGAGUUUCCUUGUUUGCAAAAAGAAAAUGGCCACUUCUCCAGAAAUGAUGUGUUGCUUUUUGCCUGCUCCAUUCAAGCAGUUCCUUGAAGCUGUCACAAAUAUGAAAUUUGAUGAAGAACCAAACUACUCCAAACUGAUUUCCUUUUUUGAAAGUCUGAUUGAACCAUGCACGUCACUAAGACCAAUUAGAAUUGAUGGCGCCCUCAAGGUUGGGCAAAAGCGAGGGAGGUUGCUGAUAAAUUUGGAAGACGACGAGCAGCCUAAGAAGAAAGUUCGGCUUGGCAGUCCUGCUACUCAGUGGAUAUCAGUCUACAAUGCCCGUCGUCCUAUGAAGCAGAGGUAUCACUACAAUGUUGCAGAUGCUAGGCUGCCGCAGCAUGUGGAGAAGGGUAAUGAAGAUGGGUUAUAUAUUAGCUGUGUGGCUUCUUCAACAAAUCUUUGGGCCCUAAUCAUGGAUGCUGGAACUGGUUUCUCUGCCCAAGUUUAUGAACUCUCUCCCAUAUUCCUUCAUAAGGAUUGGAUCAUGGAACAAUGGGAAAAGAAUUACUACAUCAGCUCAAUUGCUGGUGCUGCUAAUGGGAGUUCCUUGGUUGUUAUGUCUAGAGGAACUCCUUAUACCCAGCAGUCCUACAAAGUGAGUGAAUCUUUUCCUUUCAAGUGGAUUAAUAAGAAGUGGAAAGAAGGUUUCCAUGUGACAUCCAUGACUACUGCUGGCAGUCGUUGGGGUGUAGUAAUGUCGAGGAACUCUGGAUAUUCUGAACAGGUAGUGGAGCUUGACUUUCUGUAUCCCAGUGAAGGGAUACACAGGCGUUGGGAGAAUGGUUAUAGGAUUACUUCCAUGGCUGCUACCACUGAUCAAGCAGCCUUCAUACUGAGUAUACCAAAGCGUAAAAUUAUGGAUGAGACUCAAGAAACUCUACGUACCUCUGCCUUCCCAAGUACCCACGUAAAGGAAAAAUGGGCCAAAAAUCUCUACAUCGCAUCUAUAUGUUAUGGUCGAACAGUUUGUUGAUGGGCUGGCUGUGGAGAACGAAUUUGAAUACUUCCUUUCUGGCAUUUAGGAGUCAAACUUGAAGCUGGGGGGUUGAUUAAUUUGGUGCUGUUUUUGUAAGGCAGAUAGGUUUGUCUUGUGUUCAGCUCGCUUACAUAAAAUCUAAUCCCCUUGCUUAUGUAAGAAAGGAAAAACAGGAGAGGGAGAAGGAGAGGAGGGAGAGGAGAAGUAACGAAGUUGAGAACGCAAACAUGGGAUAUGGAGCUGGCGGAUACAGCAGUAUGCUAAAAGACUUGUGUGUAUUUUGAUGUUGACUGGCAGGCAAAGGCAGGCAAUUACAGCCAAAUUAAGGUUCAAGGUUGCCGCCAUGCUUUUUAAGUUUUAUAAAUGAGAAGCAAGUGUUGCAUAAUUUGAAUUGACAAAGCAGCUAUGUUUUGUUGUUUGCUUGAAAGCCCAUGUAUGAGAAAGUGGUGGUGACUGUUUUCUUUUUUUU
Molecule: messenger RNA, 3035 nt
Organism: Diospyros lotus (date-plum)
Lineage: Eukaryota; Viridiplantae; Streptophyta; Magnoliopsida; Ericales; Ebenaceae
Product: casein kinase 1-like protein HD16
Exons: 17
Coding region: 437-2563 (708 amino acids)
Biological process (GO): peptidyl-serine phosphorylation; endocytosis; signal transduction
Cellular component (GO): nucleus; cytoplasm
Molecular function (GO): protein serine/threonine kinase activity; ATP binding
Source: RefSeq, a predicted model, not a curated record